ACCCCUUUCCUCUCUCGCUGACUACGCAACCCUUUCCUCGCAACCCGCCUUCCCAGAAGCUGGCAUCACAAGUGACCGCCUACCCUCUCCCGGCAAUGGUAAGUCGCUGGCAUUUGUCAGCCCGACUGGCGAUCGAAAAUAGGCAGGGACAAAGCCAGCAUCCAGUGGGCCGAGCAGUCCCAUCCAAUUUGAGCCACCUGUGCAAACAACCGGCAGUGCCUCUUUCUUCCUCCCCCCUCUUUCUGAGCCUUCUGCAUCCUUUUCCUCCUUCUGCUCCGUCUCCCGCAUUUCCCUUCUAUUUACCCGAUUCUCAUUCUGACAACCCACUUUCACCCACGUGUACGCUCACUUGUAGUCGCCCUCCACCGCUGCGGCCAAACAAACACAACUACGCCCGCGCAAUAAAAAGGCCCAGAAGAAGCUGAAAAAGAAGCGCAGCAUGGCGGACAAAGUGAACACGCGGCAGCGCAGCCGCGAAGCAACUGUUGACACUGACGAUGACGUGGGCAUCCAGAUCGGCACGCCGCGCAACCGGUCGCCGCAGCGCAAGCACACGUUUGAGAUCGAGGACCCAGCGACAUACGAGAGCAAAGGAUUGCUGUCUGGCAUCACCGGCAAGUGGAAUGAGUUUUAUGCCAACAAGGACUUUGGCAAUAUCCUGCUGCUCAUUGCACUGUACUGGCUUCAGGGGAUCCCGCUUGGACUGGCUCACGGAAGCAUCCCGUUUCUGCUCAAGGAAAAGCUGAGCUACGCGCAGGUCGGUCUAUUUUCGCUGGCCGGCUGUUUCUGGUCGCCAUUCGUGGACUCGAUCUACGACCGCAAGUUUGGCAGGCGCAAGUCGUGGAUUGUGCCGAUCCAGCUGAUUGUGGCUGUCAUGUUCUGGUGGAUGGGCUCGCAUAUUGACGGGCUGAUGCGCGACCCGGAGACGAACAUUGGCGAGAUCAUGUAUCUGUUCCUCGCUGUUGUGUUCAUGAGUGCCACGCAGGACAUUGCUGUUGAUGGAUGGGCCCUGACGCUGCUGUCGGAGGAGAACUUGUCGUAUGCGUCCACCUGCCAGACCGUAGGCAUCAACUGCGGAUUCUUCAUGUCGUUCACCGUGUUCCUGGCCCUCAACUCGACAGAGUUCAGCAACAAGUACAUAUACUCCACACCACGUGAGGACGGGUUCCUUCAGCUCGGCCCGUACAUGGCAUUCUGGGCUGCAGUAUACCUGCUGGUGACGCUGUACUUGAUCAUAUUCAAGACGGAGCACACCGACUCGAACGACGACUACGGAAUCGUGGAGACAUACAAGACCAUCUGGCGCAUAUGCAAACUGCCGCACAUGAAGCUGCUCAUUGCUGUGCUGUUCUUUGCCAAGAUCGGCUUCAUCCCGAACGACUCGGUAACACAGCUUAAGCUUAUUGAGCGUGGGCUGCACAAAGAGGACAUGGCGCUGGCGGUUCUGAUCGACUUCCCCAUCCAGAUAUUCUUUGGCUACUAUGCCGCGCGGUGGAGUCGUGGCGACAGCAAACUGAAGCCUUGGCGAGUGGCCUUUGUGCUGCGCCUCGUCUGCUGCGUGUUUGGGAUGCUGACUGUCCACUUCUUCCCUACUGGCGGCCUCACUUCAGGCUACUUCUACGUGUCGGCGUCAAUGGCCAGUACGGUGCAGUUUGUCGGCAUGUCGGCAUUUAUCACGCAGAUCGCUGACCCUGUCAUUGGCGGCACGUACAUGACUCUGCUCAACACGCUGAGCAACUUUGGCGGCACCUGGCCCGUAUACUUUAUCAUGCGCUCGGUGGACAUAUUCUCGCGCGCAACCUGCACCUUGCCCAACGGUAGUUCGUACACCUGCGUAGCGCAGCACGACCGCGACCUGUGCACCAAGGACGGCGGAACAUGCGAUGUGCAUUUGGACGGAUACUUUGUAGUGUCCUCGACCUGCAUCGUGCUUGCGCUCAUGCUGUACUACGGAUUCGUCCGCCCAACCGUGCUGCACCUAGAGCGCUUGCCAGCGCAUGUGUGGCGGGUAUCAAAGGAUGCUCAAAAGUAGCUAUCUAUAAAUAAACCGAUUUCUAAACAA
Linderina pennispora is the source of this 2062-nucleotide messenger RNA. Its product is annotated as MFS general substrate transporter. The record is from RefSeq and is a predicted model, not a curated record. NCBI's taxonomy places the organism in Eukaryota, Fungi, Kickxellomycota, Kickxellomycetes, Kickxellales, Kickxellaceae. The transcript has 3 exons. Gene Ontology annotation, molecular function: acetyl-CoA transmembrane transporter activity. The coding region runs from base 440 to 2032 and encodes 530 amino acids. Gene Ontology annotation, cellular component: membrane.